ACCUUUGUCUAUGAGAUUGUUGUAAUGUAUUUAAAGUGUGGCUGAAGUUGGGCAAUGCCCUAAUGACACUAGUCAAGGUUAUAACCGUCAAAAAAUUGAACUGUUGCGCGUGUUUGCGCUAAUUGCAGCAGAACGGAGCAACAUCAGCAGCAGCACAGUUCUGCAGUGUUUGUCAACAACGUUAUUCAUUAAAUAAUGUUCGACGUUUAAUUAUUUAUCAUUUAAAUUUCAGUUAAUUGCGACAUCGACUUUGAAAAUAGUAUGGCAUCAGAAUCAGGUGCUCAUAUUAUCCACCGAUGCAAUUCGGAAGGAUCCGAAAAUUCGAAAAAAAUAUUGAUUAACCUGUUUCCAAAACAAGCAGACUGCUCUUAUGUUUCUUGUUAUUGUGAAGAAAACGUUUAUAAACUAUGUCAAGAUGUAAAAAAUAAACACCCUUCUGAGCUGCAAAAUUGUUAUGUUGUCUUUAUUUCAAAUGCUAGUCGUACAGUGCCCCUCUGGAGACAGAAAGCAGGAAAAGAAGAAGAUAAACUGGUCAUAUGGGAUUAUCAUGUAAUAUUCUUGUACCAUCCUGAACCAGAUAAGUGUUUGGUAUAUGAUUUGGAUUCUGAGUUACCCUUCCCAACAUUUGUACAUAAAUAUGUAACAGAAACAUUUCGCACUGAUCACAUUCUAAAGUCUGAUUAUUUUAGAUAUUUUCGAGCAAUUCCUGCAUCAGACUUUCUGAAAGAUUUUGCGUCUGAUAGAAGGCAUAUGAAACGACCUGACGGUUCAUGGAUCAAACCACCCCCUAAUUAUCCACCAAUCUGUUCAGCCACGAGCAGUCACAAUAUGGAUGAAUACAUUCAGAUGGAUCCAAAUAAGGGACCAGGGCAGGUAUUAAAUUUGACGCAAUUCGUGCAACGUUUCUACAAAACUCCGACGUAGUUCUGGUAAAACGAUGGAGGAGCACUUUCCAAAACGUCAAUUUUCUCUUCGUGGUCUUAUCGCGUUUUUGAUUGUCGUUGACUCGACCAGACGCAAAAUUUUUUGAUAUCCAAGGAUAAUCCUCCUCGGUGGUCGUUUGUCUCUAUUACGCCGAUUGAUGUUUAUCAUUAUUAUUUCAUUGCUUAUAUUGAAAUUCUACGUACAUAUAACCGUUUUGUAGGCACAAAAUUCAUACAUAUAAUUAAAUUACAAUUAAUUUAAUGUAACAAAAGAUAAAACUUCGAAGUUCCAAAAUUAUUUUUAUUUCUCACUACGAUCGUUUCACCACACCGAAAUUGUGCGAAUUUAACCAUCUAACGAAUCUACUGUGUGGCGAAACGAUCGUUGUGAGAAAUAAAAAUAAUUCUGGAAUUCGUAAAAGUAUUUUCUAUUAAUGCAUUAAAUUAAUAUGGAGUUUCAAUAUGUAAGUGCUAAUACAGUGAACAAAUUACAAGUAAUUAUAUACUCUUAAAAAAAUACGUACACGUUACAUAUACAUGUAUGCAUAUAUUAAAGUUAUUUGAACUGUUUCAAUUAUAUAAAUGUUUAAUAAUCAUAAGGAUUUUUCGAGUUUUUAAGAACUUAUAUUACAAACGCAUUCAAUAUUUGAAUACUAUUUGCACGAGAAUGCACAAGCCAUUUCACUGUGCCAAUUUUUAAAAUUCGUUCGAAUUCAAACGAUUUUAAUGAAUAUUUACGUUUUCAUUAUCAAUAUUAGGCACUUGCUUCUUGUUUUUCCUAUCCUGAGCAUAUCUUCGCCUCUUUUGAAAACAAGAACAUUCCAUAUUUCUUCUUUGCCAGCAGUCAUCUAAAAUAGUCUUCCUCUGCCACUUUACUCCUUUUUUUCUUCUAAUAUGUCCAUCUAGUCCUUCAUAUCUUAUAAGGCGUUAUGCAAUUCUAUCUCUCCUUUUUUGGCUUAAAUUGAUUUAUUUUUGUUCAAAGUGUUUGACCUGCUCUAUUCAUUAUUUGAUGCGUACUCGUUUUUGAUAACGUUAAAAAAGUAUCCAUCUAAUAUUUCUUUUUUGAAAGCAGGGACCAGAAAUAAAUUACAAUUAAUUAUAGGUGUCUUUUUUUGUUACUAAUGACAUUGGAAAUAAAUGAAAAAAAUUGCGAACGAAUUUUAAGACAAUGCACAUUUUUUUAACAAUAAGAAAUUGUUUGAUUUGUUUAAUUUUUUGUUUACUUUAUUGAGCAAUGCAUAGUUGUUUAUUGUUUUUUAGUAUUUAAUUAUUAACGAUCAUAUUAAUAUAUUAUGUAUCCAUCCAAUAUUGGUCCACUUCAUAACAUUUUCGAACUUUAAAAUAAUGACAAUCAUUUUUAAAACUUCAUGUUUUUAUUAUUUCCAAUGAUG
Messenger RNA from Agrilus planipennis (emerald ash borer), 2314 nucleotides. RefSeq names its product protein N-terminal glutamine amidohydrolase (gene tun). The coding region runs from base 262 to 924 and encodes 220 amino acids. The record is from RefSeq and is a predicted model, not a curated record. The transcript has 5 exons. Lineage: Eukaryota; Metazoa; Arthropoda; Insecta; Coleoptera; Buprestidae. Gene Ontology annotation, molecular function: protein-N-terminal asparagine amidohydrolase activity; protein-N-terminal glutamine amidohydrolase activity. Gene Ontology annotation, cellular component: cytosol; nucleus.